ACAUCUCAUGCAUGGUUGGAUCGCGCCGGCAAUGCUUUCGUGACCUUUUGGGCUACUUACCAGCGAUCAUGGGUUUGUUCCUAGUCAUGCCCGCUGACCAAAUGACUUUCCGCAGAGCAUGUGAAUAUGCCCAAUCUCAUCACCGCACACUGGUCUGUCCCGAGACUCAGAGGUUGCUCACAUGUCCUAUUGAGGCUCCUAUACACCUUGACCUCCCCCCUCGUUCUCCUUGCUCUCAGUCAUUUGCGUCAGAAUGUCAUAUCCGUUAGGUUUCCCUUCACAGCAACCGCUGUUGACGGUCACGCAUCCUUCUGCGACUACAUGGCUCAUUGAGAUGCACAAUGGCGACGACAGUCGCUUCACGGAGCAUUUCAUAAGCAAGGCUUGGAUGCCUGCGCUGGACGCCGUCGAACGUCACUGGCGAGAGAACUGGCGCGCCGCGAGGGCGGCGAAGGACAAAGAGGGUGGCAAGGGCACUCUCGUAAUCGUCGGAAAGCGGAAGCAAAGCAAGUUCUUCAGCAAUGGACUCGACUACGACAACUUGAUCAAGGACCCCAAUUUCGGCACGAACUUCUUCCCUUUGGUGUUCAACCCCCUCAUCCGGAAACUGCUCACUUUCCCGAUUCCUACCGUCGCCGCUAUCAACGGCCACUGCUUCGCCGCCGCCCUCAUCCUCGCUCUUUGCUGCGAUUACCGCGUCAUGACCGACGGCAGCAGUCGUAACGUUUGGAUGUGUAUGAACGAGGUGCACUUCGGUGCCGGAUGGCCGCUGUCCCUUGCAGGGGUUGUUCGGGCGAAGGUCUUGGAUGGCAGGGUCCAACGCAAGAUCGCCUUGGAAGGGCACCGAUUCACCUCUACAGAGGCACUCGAAGCCGGUAUGGUAGACCACCUCGUCAAGGGUGACACAGAGGCGGUCAUCGCCAAGGCUCGUCAGGUCGGCGAGUCGGUGAGCGGAAUGGCAUGUCAGGGUGUCUGGGGCGUGAUCAAACGCGAUUUGUACAGGGAUGCGCUGGAGACGAGUGAGAGGACAGUGUUGCCAGCAAAUGCCUUGUCAGACGACGCAGCAGCGAAGGCAAGGUUGUAGUUGUCUGUCUAGUCACUUGUGUUUCUCCUGGAGUAUGGACCAUGAGGGCGCUGUACCUGAACCCGCUCAAGCCUGUUCAGACACUCCUUGUCGGGCUCCAUUUGUACACAGAGAAGUUUCUACCCAUCUUUAUUAGAGCGCUUGAAGAGAACUACCAGCGAAGAGCUCGAGCUUUCGUAUUCCGGCAAGACCAAUAGCAGUGUGAUGAGCAAGAGAGGACGAACGCAGUGCUUCGACUGAAAUAGGAGAUACGUGCGUCGUACAGAAAUCGCUGUACAGGAGUCUUGUAAGCAUGACAUGAGGAUAAUGCAACGCACAAGAUGCACGCACCAUCUACGACGACUUGAACAUAU
Fomitopsis serialis is the source of this 1437-nucleotide messenger RNA. RefSeq names its product ClpP/crotonase-like domain-containing protein. Gene Ontology annotation, cellular component: peroxisome. Gene Ontology annotation, biological process: fatty acid beta-oxidation. Lineage: Eukaryota; Fungi; Basidiomycota; Agaricomycetes; Polyporales; Fomitopsidaceae. Bases 254 to 1084 code for a protein of 276 amino acids. Gene Ontology annotation, molecular function: enoyl-CoA hydratase activity; delta(3)-delta(2)-enoyl-CoA isomerase activity. The record is from RefSeq and is a predicted model, not a curated record. The transcript has 7 exons.